Stylophora pistillata is the source of this 1940-nucleotide messenger RNA. RefSeq lists its product as uncharacterized. Lineage: Eukaryota; Metazoa; Cnidaria; Anthozoa; Scleractinia; Pocilloporidae. Gene Ontology annotation, biological process: positive regulation of transcription by RNA polymerase II. Gene Ontology annotation, molecular function: transcription coactivator activity; histone acetyltransferase activity; chromatin DNA binding. Gene Ontology annotation, cellular component: transcription regulator complex; histone acetyltransferase complex. The record is from RefSeq and is a predicted model, not a curated record.
CUUGAGCUUGCGGAUUGACACGGCAACAAGCCACUCCGUUUGGAACGAUUGGACCCCUUCGUCACUUCAAGAAACGGAAGGAGAUUCCUUUUCAAGAAGCUGAUUCAAAUGGCUUCCCGUUACGAGUCGAUGUCCGGACAAGCUUGGCACGACGAACUGCAAAGCUUUCUUCCACAUGCACUGGAUUGUGUGGACCCCAACUGCUUUCUACCUCUCUGUGUCAACUUAAAACUUACGUUACGACACGCACAAGACUGUAAACAGGCAGACAACUGUACGAUUUGUCAGGGGAUAGCGUCUCUCGCCUCAAGUCAUUCCAAUUCUUGUAGAGACUACUACUGUCGUGUGCCAUUUUGCAUGGAGGCUAAAGUGACGGCACAACAACAGGUACUCAUGGAUGAAUUAGGAAAAGUGUUCCACGUAGUACUGGACAGCCAAGAAGAUGGUUCCAUUCAUCAAUUGCAAGAUACAAAAGAAGAAUGGAGACGAAACGAAGUCUCCAGAAUACACAGUGAUUCUCGUUGCAUGGAAGUUGGAAGCAGUGGAACAUCAGCACCAGUUGAACUGAACGAUGGAUCCAGUGGAAGCACUUCAGCUGCACAGGGGCCAAUGUCAAUUUCAAGUUACCUUCAACCGGAAACCAAAAAUUCUACUCAAGUCUCUGACUCGGUAGCGCCGAUCCUGCCAGAAUUCAAAGAACUCUCGUCUACCGUGCAACAACCAAAACGUCCUCAGUCUGGCCUCCAUGAGAGUUUGCAUGGAAAGUACAUCUCAACUUGUACGUUGGAACAGGUGCCAUUCACAAAGGAAAUUUGUCCGGUAAAAAGCCAACCUCGGCCAGCCCCUAAAAGGAAAUGCGAGACCAUAACUAUUUUCACUGGCGAAUCAGCUCCUCCACCGGCCAAAGUUACUCGAGGUGUCUCUGUUGGUUUUAAAUCACAGAAAGAUGAUGGUCCUGAGAUCGAAAUUAUAGGAAUAAAAUCACCCGGGCUACUAGCCAACCCAUUUAAAGGAAAGGCCUCGCCGAACGACACCAACCGUCGCAAGGUGAAGUCCAGCAAAGCUGCGUUCUCGCAAAGAGUACCUUUGAGGAAUGCUGCCAAGAAACAGAAUGAAAGGGCGGAUUCAAUGACACAUCAGUGCCACUUUACUGAAAGGAGUACUCCACCAAAGAAAGCCCCUUCUUUCAAGCCUACAACAGGUUUGCAAUAUUCAAAAGUUUCCGCCAAGAGUCGCUUCACUUUCUCGGAUCCCUCUCAGACUGAUUUUCAUGAAGCCUGUCAGGAUGAAGGUCAAGUAAGCAAUGAUUUGGUACAAGAUUUUCUCGAAGAGAUGUUCUCGACACCACCACCAUCUCCAACAUUCGAGAUGUGGCUGGGAGAGAACGUUGGAUCAAAAGAAAAUUCCUCAGCAUUGAAGGUUGUCCUCUUGGAAACUUUAUUCCAACUGUUUGGAGUAGUAACUCAGCCCAAAACAGCGAAACAAGAAGCUGUUUUUGUUGAUUUGCUCGAACGGACUCUCGGUAUGAUGAAAACAGAGAUAGCAAAGUAGUGAUUACUUGAAGACUGACUGUCAAAUGCCAGGGUCUAUUAUCUUUUAAUCUGAACAUUUCAAUUUAUUCCAAAUUGUCCAUUUCUAUGUCACCAAAUAACUAUUUUGGGUAUCAACGUAAUUUGAAGUCACAAUUCAAGUGAGAACACUGCAUUAAAGCAUUUUUCUUGGUAAGGUGUCUAAAAUUUAAGUUACACCAGUUCUUGUGUGUGUUUUUCUGGUCUCAAAAAUUUUGGAACGGCAUUGCCAACCUCUCCAGGGUGUUUUUUACUAUAUCAGUUUGAUAUGUAUUUCUUUUUAUAAAAGAAUCAUUGUACACCAAUUUUUUUGGUGCUAUCCAAAGAUCACAGAGGACCAAAUUAUUGUGAUAAUCAUAACUUUGUGUUCAG